AUGGAAGGAUCGCGAAAAAGGAGAAAUCCUUCGAUCUACCUCCAAAAGACAAAUUCAAGUGUCCAAUUCAUGCCACCGCAGUCUUAUCCCCUUGAGCCAAUGGGAGAAGAAUCUUCCGAAGGCACAAUAGACAUUGAAAACCAACCGCGAUUUGAAGGCUCGGGAACGUUCUCAGGUGGGUGGAAGAAAAGAAUGACCAGAAAGAAACACAUCAUACUAGCCGUAUGCAUACUGGCCUCUUGGAUAGGAAUUUACCUUGCCGUUACAGCAUUCCACUCGGAGAAAACAAUCUCAGAACCCUCUUCGCGACACUCUCCUGCGCCCAGACGAUCGUUCACAAUCGAUAACGUUCUCGAUGGAGAAUUUGAUUAUCACGAUAUUACAUUCGAAUUUAUCAAGCCUGCUGAUGUAUUUAACUCAAAAGAUGUCGACUCAGGUCUUUACCUAGGUGUAGACAAGUCUUCCAGUGUUCACAGGUUUGUUGCCAAAAAACUUGCCGACGUAAAUUAUUACGAGGAAUUAGGAGAGACGUCUUUUGAGUACAAUGGCAUCGACUACACUGUGUCAUCGUUCAAACCCUCAUACAACCUCAAAAGAGCGAUUGUAGCCACAAAUUUGGAAAGAGAGCGCAGACACUCGUCGCAUGCAUAUUAUUGGCUGAGAGACAUCAAAGCAAAUACCAUGAGACCCAUAACUCCUUAUCCGGAUAGCGAUUCAUUGUUCCAGCUUUCUUUUGUACGUUUCUCGCCGUGCUAUAAUUUCAUCUACUUCGUGCAUGAGAAUAACUUAUACAUUCAAUAUAUCAAUGAGAUAUAUCCACCACAACAAAUAACAUUUGAUGGGUCUAGUACAAUAUUCAAUGCCAAGCCAGAUUGGGUAUACGAAGAGGACGUUUUAGCGAGCGAUGAAGCAAUAUGGUGGGCCCCCGAUGAUUCAAAAUUCGUUUUUGCUAAAUUUAAUGAUACGAAUGUCGGCAAAUAUGAGUAUCCAAAAUAUACGGAUGCUGGGCAAUACACCAAGCUUGAAUCAAUUUUGUAUCCUAAGCCAGGCACUCCUAAUCCCCAAAUUAAAAUUUACAUGUUUGACAUCCACGUAGGGACUCUGUAUGAGGUUGGCCCAUCACAAAAACCCACUGAUGACAUUCUAUAUGCCGCUCAAUGGAUAAGUCCCGACAUAUUUAUGUUCAAACAGGCUGAUCGCUCUUCGAAAGUAAUGACUGUGAAAACUUUCGAUUUGAAAAAGUCGAUGCUUAAUACCAUUAAAGUCGUUAAUGCGACAUCCUACAACGGUUGGAUUGAUAAGGUCAGAAAUGUGCAAAUCAUACCGCCAAAACCAUCUCUUGGAAGAGAAGAAUUCGGUUACGUUGACAUUCUCGUGGACGCUGACGGUUUUCCUCACCUAUUCUAUUUUCCGUCUGCCUUGUCAGGAUCUUGUCGGCAGAUCACCAAUGGCGCUUGGGAAGUAACUGGAAAAGGCGUUGUGGGGUAUGACCUCGAUAGCGAUACCGUUUUUUUUCUAGCCAAUAUGGUAGGGACUUUGUCUCAACAUCUCUAUUCGGUAUCUCUUGUUAACCAUAACAGCGGCGUUGAAACUCGUCAAGAUCCCAAUAAGGACGAUUUUUAUGAUUUUGAGAUGAGCUUUAGCUGUAGAUUUGCAACCAAAAAGUAUUUAGGCCCCAAUAAACCAAUGACUGAAGCAGGACCUUUAACAGCCCUCUUAGAAAACAAUAAGUCCAACGAAAUACUACAGUUGACUCAAAACGAAGAACUUCGGGCGGCACUAGAAAAAUACGAGUUCCCUAUAACUUCAUAUCAAAAAAUAUCCUUGGAAGAUGGACUUGAGAUUAAUUUCAUUGAAAUUAAGCCCCGAAAAAUGGAUACGAAAAGAAAAUAUCCUUUACUCGUACAGGUAUAUGGUGGCCCUGGUUCCCAAACAGUAGACACUAAAUUUAACGUUAUGUUUGAGGAGAGUAUUGUUUCAAGUUUAGAUGCCAUUGUCCUUAGAAUAGAGCCCCGAGGAACCGCAGGAAGAGGAUGGUCCUUCAGAAGUUGGGUUAAGGGUCAAAUUGGAUAUUGGGAACCGAGAGAUGUCACUGAGGUUACCCAGAAAUUUAUCGAAACGAAUAUUGAUAAUAUCGACCCAGAUCGGGUUGCAAUCUGGGGUUGGUCAUAUGGGGGAUUUGUAACUUUAAAGUCUCUCGAAUAUGAUCAGGGAAGGACAUUUAAAUAUGGAAUUGCUGUCGCUCCUGUUACUGAUUGGAGAUAUUAUAACUCUAUUUAUACAGAAAGAUACAUGGGGCUGUUAGACGAAAACGAAAAAGGAUACAAUGAGAUUUCCCUUAUCAAAGACAUAGAUGGCUUUUCAAAACUACAAAGGCUUCUAAUUAUGCAUGGUACUGCCGACGAUAAUGUACAUUUACAAAAUUCGCUUCAAUUGAUUGAUAGACUCAAUUUGAAUAAUAUAAGAAAUUAUGACAUGCAGUUGUUUCCCGAUUCAGAUCAUUCCAUCAGUUUUCACAAUGCUGGGAGAGUAAUUUACGGUAAGUUGUCCGAAUGGAUCAAAGACGCUUUCAAUGGUAAAUAUGAUUUUGUUGACAAUUAA
Molecule: messenger RNA, 2601 nt
Organism: Lachancea fermentati
Lineage: Eukaryota; Fungi; Ascomycota; Saccharomycetes; Saccharomycetales; Saccharomycetaceae
Source: the annotation of a GenBank genome assembly